This is a messenger RNA of Hydractinia symbiolongicarpus, 3387 nucleotides long. RefSeq names its product zinc finger protein 143-like. Gene Ontology annotation, molecular function: RNA polymerase II cis-regulatory region sequence-specific DNA binding; DNA-binding transcription factor activity, RNA polymerase II-specific. The coding region runs from base 403 to 2799 and encodes 798 amino acids. Gene Ontology annotation, biological process: central nervous system development; regulation of transcription by RNA polymerase II. Gene Ontology annotation, cellular component: nucleus. Lineage: Eukaryota; Metazoa; Cnidaria; Hydrozoa; Anthoathecata; Hydractiniidae. The transcript has 14 exons. The record is from RefSeq and is a predicted model, not a curated record.
UUUGUUUCGAUUAUAUCUUCUGUCUUGUUUACAAGUCUUGAGGUGUUGCUGUAUUUCGGGAAACCUAGAAAUCGAUUCUUCAAUUAUUGGUUAAGAAUUGACUGAAUGAAAAGUUAUUUCGUGAUGUCAAAGCGAGCCAGCAAACCUAGACUAACUGCACAACAACCAGCUGGAUGGUGAAACAAAUAGCUAGCUGCUACCUAUAGCCAGCUAAGAGAUGACUUACUCAGAUAUUCCACCAAUAUAUUACCCAUGAUAGCAGGUUUCUCAAAUCAGAAGGCUGCUGGCAAUGGUGCAGAGCAAUGAGAAAAACGUUAAAAUUGAAUUUAGAAUCAUAUAAAUGAAUAUAAACAGUCUGCUUUUCAGAUUCAAGUUCUUGAUUGUUAGCUAGCUAGUACAGUAAUGGCAAGGAGCUCUGCAGAUCAAACACUUUUACCUAAUGAACAUGGACAUAUUUUAUGUGAGGACAGAGACAGACCAGUUUCAGUUUUGCCGGCUGGCCAUGAAUCAGAUUACCUUCAUAAUCCGAGUGUGUUGCACCAGUUGCAAGCAGAAAGAAAACUAGGUGAUGAAGAAGGUAACCUGGACCAUCCAGAUACUGAGAUUAUGAAUUUGCUGAUGUCGCAACACAAACAUGAGCAAGAAGAACAAUUGCAGCAUUCUGACAGCCAAUCUGUAUCGUACCCAUGUCCAGUGCAAUCAAGUGAUGUGACAAUGAGUGCGGACAAUCAAGAAGCUACAAAUACUAAAUUGGAACCAGAAGAAGAUUGUGAAGAUGAUAAAAAUUCUUGCUCCACAUUUCAUGGGUCAACAGCAGAUCCUCCACAAGCAUACUAUUCAUCUUUGGGCAGUGAAGAAACUCACUCAUCUUAUGAAGUCUCCACGUUUGUUACUGAAGAUGGACAAAAUAGUCAGCUCAUAAUUUCUGGUAAUAAUGCAUAUCCUGCAGAUAUUGCUGUCUCAAACAACAUUGUUGCACUUGGUGAAAAUAAUAUAACAACAAUUGCACUUCCAGAUGGUCAAGUUCUGUCACUUGGUGAAGAUGCUUUAGAACAGAUUGCAGGACUAACCAACUUGAAUGGAGGCUCCAUUCAGUUAGCCACUACACAAGCUGCAGAUGGUUCUACUCAAGUUCAGUAUGUACUAAAGCAUGAUCCGAAUAUCAAAGAAGAGCAGUACAACCCAGAACAAGACAGUCCUACAAAGAAGGUUUUUCAAUGUGAUGUUGACAACUGCACAAAGCAGUUUUCUACUCCCUAUCGAUUGAAAGCUCAUGGACGAACUCACACUGGUGAAACAUUUACAUGUGUUGAAGCUGGCUGCCACAAAACAUUUGUCACUCAAAGUGAUUUAUUGAAACACACCAAAACACAUCUUGGUCAGAAGGAUUUUAUUUGUGAAGUCGAAGGCUGCAAGAAAGAGUACUCAACUGCACACCAUCUAAAGGUUCAUAAACGGCAACAUAGUGGUGAAAGGCCUUUUGUUUGUGAGUGGGAAGGCUGUGGGAAGAUGUUUACUACUGGUUAUGGUUUAAAAUCACAUUUCCGAACGCACACAAACGAGCGACCUUACAAAUGUCAACAUCUUAAUUGUGCUAAAGCUUUUAAAACCAGCGGUGAUCUUCAGAAGCAUGUUCGAACUCAUACAGGUGAGCGGCCUUUUCAUUGUCCAUAUGAAGGUUGCAACCGUUCAUUCACUACAUCCAAUAUCAGAAAAGUCCAUAUGAGGACACAUACUGGCGAGAAGCCAUACCGUUGUGAAAUAGAAAGCUGUGGACGAAUGUUUGCUAGCGCUACCAAUUACAAGAAUCAUUCAAGAAUACAUACUGGUGAACGACCCUAUGUGUGUGAGGUACCAGGUUGUAUGAAGCGAUUCACUGAAUACUCGAGCCUGUAUAAACACAACAUCGUACACACCCAACAAAAACCCUACACGUGCACCUUGUGUCACAAAACAUACCGGCAGACGUCAACAUUGGCCAUGCAUAAAAGAACUGUACAUGGAACAGACGAUUUAACUGAUACUGAACGCCAAGAAAAUGGUGUUCGACUUCAAAUAAAGCGACCGCGAAUAGCGCAAAGUCCUCGUCUACCGCCUGCUUCGUCUGCAUCAGCUACUGGUUACCUACAAGGGAUGUCGUUAGUCAUCAAUAAUACUUCGUCUACCGACAGUCAGUUUACUGCAGAAUUGUCAGCUCAACAUUUGCCAGAAUCAACUGAAAUACCAGGUGCUAUUGCUAUACCCAUACAGGUUACCAUGAAUGCAGAUGGUACAAUCGCAGGUGCCCAAGGUUUAAAUUUAACAGAUGGAAGCGGACGGAUGAUACCCGUCAACCUUUCAGUCAGUAUACCGAUGUCAACAUUUCCUCAAAUGAACAACGGUGGCACUGGUGUCGAUGCAGAGCAGUCGGUGGAUUCAAAUAUGUUCACUCAAGCAGAUAAAAUGGAUGGUGUAAUCGACAUGUUACCUGAAAGUACGAGCCAGGUUACGACUGUACAAUCCACUUCAAAUACACCUUCUGAAGAUGGCGAACAACAUGGCCGGCUACGACCGAGAAUGAUUUCCGGUGACGGUGACCACCUUGUAUCAUCCUCAAUGGAUGUCGGACUUCUUAACGAACAAACAUCGUCGCCGUCGUCAGACUUAAUUGACGGCGUGCUACGUGAUGAAAAUAGACAUUUAAUAAGAAGUGAACUUCCUGGAGAUAAUUUUGACGUCGAUCCCGACGAAGGCGAUGUGACAGACAAGUAUUUGACGUCACACUAUCGUAAGGACGUCAAAAGCUUUCAGGUGUCUUAAUGUGAGAAUUCUGUGUAGCUUUCUCAAAAGUUACUUUCAGAAGUCGCUGCUAAGAAAUGGCAGGUGUUUCGUAAGAAAUUGGAUGACAAUGACGUUUGAUAUGAUUAGUUUGAUGUGAAAUGUCGACGAUGCAAAAAAUCUUAUUGUCUGUGUGUUUCGGUUUGACGUAAAAACAUUUUACCAACCCCUUGCGUUUUACUAACACAUACAUUUUUUGUAUGAAUAGAAAGUAUUUACAUUUGUUGAAUGUGAUUCUUAUGAACUGAUAAAAAUGUUGCAAUGCAAUGCAAUAAAAACCUCACUUUAGCUUCAAUGUAUUUUUAUGAUAAAUCUUGCAGUGAUAAAGUUUUAUCCUUCGUAACAGCAGUUCAGUAUCGAUUGAACGGACGUCCAUAUAAAAAGCGAGGUUAUAAUAUAUAUUUUUUAUUUAUUAAGACCAGUUUUUUACUGCCUAUACAAACAAACCAGAAAAUCACAAGACUGAAAUAAAAUAUUAUGUAAAUAUAUAUUUAUAUGUAUGUAAAUAUGAAAAAAUGAAAUUAUUUUGUAUAUGUAGACCUGUUCGAAAGAUAUCUAUGUGCCAGUUUC